Nerophis ophidion (straightnose pipefish) is the source of this 812-nucleotide messenger RNA. RefSeq names its product FKBP prolyl isomerase 2 (gene fkbp2). Gene Ontology annotation, biological process: protein peptidyl-prolyl isomerization. The coding region runs from base 92 to 508 and encodes 138 amino acids. The transcript has 2 exons. The record is from RefSeq and is a predicted model, not a curated record. Gene Ontology annotation, molecular function: peptidyl-prolyl cis-trans isomerase activity. NCBI's taxonomy places the organism in Eukaryota, Metazoa, Chordata, Actinopteri, Syngnathiformes, Syngnathidae.
AAGAUGAAGAAGAAACACUUCCGUUCCCUUAUUCACUCAAAUCAGACAUUUUUAAACAUAGUCAACUGUGUGGUGAGUUGAAAGUGUAGACAUGCGCGGGGUUGUGUUUUUAGCGGUGACGAUGCUUUCUCUUAGCCCGAUGAUGGUGUGCGGGUCCGAGAAGAAAAAACUGCAAAUCGGCAUCAAGAAGCGAGUGGACAACUGUCCCAUUAAGUCCAAGAAGGGAGAUGUGCUGAACAUGCACUACACGGGCAAACUGGAAGACGGCACCGAGUUUGACAGCAGCAUUCCCCGCGACAGACCUUUCACCUUCACGCUGGGCACCGGGCAGGUGAUUAAGGGUUGGGACCAAGGCCUGCUCGGCAUGUGCGAGGGCGAGAAGAGGAAGCUGGUCAUCCCCGCGGAGCUCGGCUAUGGCGACCGGGGAGCUCCACCGAAGAUACCCGGAGGAGCGACGCUCAUCUUCGAGGUAGAGCUGAUCAACAUCGAGAGGAGAUCUGAACUUUGAUGAAAGAUGGCGCCUUAUGGAGGAGCUAACAUCUUUUGGGGGUCCAUUGAGGCUGGUCUGGCUUGACAUGAAGGAUGUGAAUCUCCCUGCAGAACCAUUGCUUUGUUUUAUGUGUUCUACUUUAUUGUAUAAAAAAAAUCACACAAUUCCCAUGAAUUUUACAUUCGAUGGUUCUGUCACUAGCAUGUAGGCCUAUAUUUAGAUGUGUUCUUUUUAAUUAAAGGGAUUUUCUACAGAUUACUGUAUGCCAAAUGUUUUUUCUAUAUGUUUGAAUAAUGAUCAUAAAAACUACAUUUGGAAAACA